GGGGCGGGAGUUUGGUUGAGACGGACUUGUGCGGCAACAAGAGGCAGUGGUAAACAGACUCCUGGAAUGGGAGCUCUAAAAAAAUAAUUCAUUUUAUUUAAUUUAAAUUGUGCUUUAAAUCAGAAGUUUGAUAGGAGGCAGAUGAAACUUUCGAAUGAGUAGGUUCAUAAUAUUUUGGAUGAAUAAUCUAAAUCUCACUAAAUCGAUUUUUAUAUAGCUAAUCUGCUAGCUGCAGGAUCUAGCCAGCUAGCUAGCUAGUUACUUUAGCUAGCUAGCUGGCAAAAUGGCUUAAAUCUUGCUUGUGUGCUAGCUAGCAUAUGUAGCUGGCUAGCUGUAACCGUUUAUGUAGCCAUACCGACCUAGUGUGCUGGUUAUGUUUUUUCUUCUUUGCAUAAAUGAAUCAAGUGAAGUGUUUUGAAUGCUAUACUUAAGGCCUUAACGUGGAAAACUGCUAAGCAUUUACGUUAACGUUGGCUAGCUGGCUUGCGACUUGGUUGUAUAAUUUGAUUAUUAAGAGAGGGAGCGGAAAACUGCAAAAACUUUGCGCUGGCGUCUAGUGCUUUUCCUCAGAGUUCAAUAAUUAAAUUGGCUAUUGACUAGCUAACGUUGGCUACUUUCGAUGGGGGUGCGUGGGCCAUCCCCCUUCAGGAGAAGUGUCGAGCAUUGUUUGAGAAUACCGUACAGUAAAGCCCGGUCGGGUUAGCUUGACAAAAAUCGAUAGUUAACGUUAGCGAGCAAGUAGUCUCGUGGUAAUAGUUAAUGCUAUAUUACUAAUGUUAGGCUUUGUUUUGUUCAGUUAAACGCUAACGUUACUGGGCAGCUAUUAUAUUUAUCUUAAGUAGACAUUGUUGAUUUCUAUCGGUAAAAAACAACGUGCGAACAUGCACGUUUUUCUUUAGUACGCAAUUAUCAGCUUACUCGUUAACAAAUGAUGCCUGAUAUUUAACCGAGAAGUAGCGCUAGCCAACAAGAGAUUUGAAAGUAGGUAUUGGUUUUCAUCAGUUACGGCUAUAGCUACAUACCCUUUGCUAAUUGGCUAAAACUAAUAGCGAACAAUUUAGCAAGUCUAAGACGCGGCGCAGUGCUAGCGGCUGAUUGGGGGAGUUGCACAUGUGAGGACGGCGACAUCAGUAAUUGCUGAACACCACCGGAGUCAUGGCCCAGGAAAAGAUGGAACUGGACCUUGACAUAUCUUCACUGACCCAAGGCGAUGGCCAGUUAAGACGAUCAAACAGCGCUCCGAUGAUAAACGGUUUGAGUGAUAACUCUCCGGUAUUCCAGCGGGAUGUUCUUCGGAGCCGCAGAAACAGCACCACCGUUGUGAACCGCUCCACCCUGAUGGUCCCCUCUUCUCCCAUCCGAGCCAGCACCAGACUUCACCAGAUCAAGCAGGAGGAGGGCGUGGACGUGAUGAACAGAGAGACGGCCCACGAGCGGGAAGUGCAGGCAGCCAUGCAAAUGAGCCAGACGUGGGAGGAGAGUCUCAGUUUGAGCGACAACGACUUCGACAAAUCAUCGUCAUCGUCCCCGAAACGGAUCGACUUUGUGCCCGUGUCCCCGGCACCGUCCCCCACGCGGGGCAUUGGGAAGAAGCAAUGCUUCUCGCCAUCUCUGCAAAUUCUGGUGAGCAGCAACGGCCUCAAUCCCAGCCCCAUCCCCAGUCCCACACGCCGCUUCAACAGCAGGAGGAGUCAGAGCCCCAUCAACUGCAUCAGGCCCAGCAUACUGGGGCCCAUCAAGAGGAAAGCCCAGGACGCCGGAGAGAUGGAGACUGAGAGCCAGCCCAAGAGGCUCUUCCAGGGCACCACCACCAUGCUGUCAUCAGAGACGUCCCUGCUGCCUGACCUCAGCUCCUGCUUAUCGUCGGAUCUGCUGGACGGGAGCCUAAGCAGCGUGGGGUCCUCCGCCGGCUCUCCCGCCAAGAUGGACGGGGUCUCCUCCUCCCCCAGCACCUCCCCCUUCACCCCGCUGCAGGACCUGUCGCCCAAGUGAGGCGAGGACGAGGCCUCCGCUCCAUCUCCCGCUCCCUCCUGGAGCUUUUCUUGUUGUUUUUGGAGAAUCUGUGUUUAAAAACAAAACGAAAAAAAAACAACUGAUGCGAUGCGCUAUUUAUGGGAGAAUUGCUAGAACCCCCCCCCCCCCCCCCUUGCGCAAAGGGUGUCCGUGCGACUUUGUGCAUGUUGUGCGUGGUUAUGUGCGUGUCGUGUGAGCGUGUGCGAACGGGGUCGAGGACGAGCCGCUGUGGCGCACGCUGCUCCUCGCGAGUGCACUUCACUAACCCGCGGGAGAGCGCCGCCGUGGAUCAGAGCGGUGGUCGCAGAGGACGUUAGCGCCAGCUGCUAUAUAUAGAACGACUACAAGGUGCUAAUGCCCGUCCCCGUCCAGUGAGCAGAGCUUCAGUUUCCCCCCCAGCAGUUCCACACUGUCACAGACCAAGCUCUUCUCCUAAAAAAACAAAAACAAAAAAACCAGAUUAAACGGCAUUGAGGGGGAGCUUUCUCUUGCUCGAACAUGCUAAAAGCGAUGUUUCUCACGUAGAGACUACUUUCGUGCAAUGCCGAGUCUUGGGUUCAGCGUUUCUCGCUGCUUGAUUGGCAGGCCGGUUUAAAGUCCGUAUAACGGAAGGUUGGGUUCAGAGCUUACCGGAUGCAGUAGUGCACGCGAGUGUUUGAUGCGUUCCAUGUAACAUAUCAGAUUGAAUUUUUGAACAGGAUCCUGCUUUAAGGAAUUGAUUUUAGGAUGGAAUGACAUGCCUUCACAAGGCAUUCCAGCUAUUGAGUAUACAAAGAUGAAAAGUCAGAACUACAUUUAUGUGAAUAUAGUUUUUAACUUAUUUGAUCUUACUUGUAUGGUUUGUAAGUAUGUAUAUAUGAUCGAUUAUUAGCUCUGAAGUGAAUGCAGGCUCAGGGGAUUGGCAUUUUGUUUAUAGAGGUGAAUGGGAAAAUUGCUUGAAAUUCGAAGCACCAUUCUAAAAGUCUGUCGUGUCUGAAUGGGGAAUUUCUAUGGGAACGUUCAUCUCGAAGUCUGAGGUCCGGGAUGUGACUCACAGGCAAGUUUGUGUGCCCUAGUAAGGGCAUUUCAUCUGAUAUGUAUGUUACUGUGGUGAUUUGGUGCUGGGACACUUCCCUGUCCUUUUCAGCUGUAACAUCAGUCCUUUAGUGAGGAGGGUUGAAGGGAAAAUGGCUGCUUUUCACUUGUGGUCAGUGAGGUUAAACCAAGGCUGGUCACCGAUCGUGCUAACGCACCCACUACUGUUGGACAACAAGUGGCCUUCGAACGUCGCACCCUGUCUGUGAUUCAGAACCUCCAUUCUAGACAUGUAUUUUUUUUAGACCGUAGUAAAGAAAAAGACAAAAGACCGAUCUCCUUCAUGGAAUAACAAGCCAGGAAGCCCCGCCUCCCUUCAUCAGCAUCUCCAUGAAGCCACCUGUGAGAACUGACCCCAAACAUUCAGGCUGCUAAUGCUUUGGUGAUGAGACUGAAAUGGAGCUUGGUUUGUCCUUUUCAGUGGCUCAGCUUCUUUUUUUUUUUUUUUUUUUCUCCCCCCUUUUUUUUGGGUACCUGCACUGUAAACAAUACAAUGGACAAGCUGACUGAACAGUAAUUUUCAAGUGUGGGGGGAAAGAACUUAUUUGUGUGAUGCUUCUUUCUUGGAAGUCUAAGGGGAAUGCUUGUUUUUUUUCUUUCUACAUUUUGUGUGGUUGUUGUAAGGAGUUGCUUUAAUUCACAAUGCAAAAUGGGCCUUGUUUCAGGUCAGUCCUGCUGGUUAGAUGUAAAUCUGAGAUUUAAGAUGAGACUUUCUCUCUCCACAUUUAAGCAUUGCUUCUGAUUGUUUCACACUGGGGGAAAAUGCUGUUUUCUACUGAAUCAACAAUGCCUUGUGCCAUUCAAUGAAAUAUAUACAAGAAAACAACUGUAAUUGUGUAAAAAGUCAGUGUUAAUUUGGUUAUAGCAAUUCUUUUUGUUUUUGAAAUUGUUUUAUAAGUCUGUAAAACAUUUCCUUAAGUAGACAUUGCUAGAUUUUUUCCCCCUGAACUGAAGGCAUGUGGUAUAUUGAAAUGUCAGACAACCUGCAAGCUUUCUUGUGUGUGUUGGAAAGUAAAGAAUUCUGUUAAAACCAUUUAUGAUGCAAAUGUGUGUUUUUGUUUGCGAUGAGCUUUGUUCUGCUUUAGUUUGUCAUGUGGAUUUUUGUUUGUGUUCAUAAACGAUAAACAUUG
Molecule: messenger RNA, 4217 nt
Organism: Anguilla anguilla (European eel)
Lineage: Eukaryota; Metazoa; Chordata; Actinopteri; Anguilliformes; Anguillidae
Product: protein FAM122A-like
Exons: 10
Coding region: 1156-1992 (278 amino acids)
Molecular function (GO): protein serine/threonine phosphatase inhibitor activity
Source: RefSeq, a predicted model, not a curated record